GUAAAUCAUUAAGAGCGGCGCAGGGCUUAAUGCAAUAAAUUUAUUUGAAUUGUGCAUUUGUGAAAAUGAUGUGUAUUACUCUUUUUAGACUACAACAAUUGAUGUCAUUAACAUGGGAGCAACAAACAUCAUAGAUUAUCUUUGAUUUCCGUAAGCCAAUCAGCGAAAAUCGAACAAUCCGUAAGCAAUUAUAUAAACCAAUGAAUAUUGUCAAACGAUGAAUAAGUUAUGCCAUAUGUAUGCAUAUGUUUGUAUAUUUCUUUCCAUGCAUAUGUAUGUAUGUGGAUAUGUAAUCGGUAUCUGAAAUCGGAGUCAGAGUGCAUUUGUCGACAGUGAUUCUAAUGGAUAAAGAACUGAAUAAAGCAUUGUAUAUAUGUAUCAGUGUAUGUAUUUUGUGUAGAUGGAAAUGAAUUUGUAGAAAACUGUGAACUGCGCGACGGAACAGCAAGAAGAGCAAGAUCAAGUCGAGUAUAAUUAUUGAAGACACAUUGACCAUAUAUUGGUUUGUCAAAAAUAUUGUAAUUCCUUCAGCCAAAACGUAAUGCAUUCAGUUCAAAAGGCCACCGAGCAGCAGCAGGAGUACAUCGGGUCAUCAUAUCGGAGAAGAUUGCGCCUACGUCGGGACUUUCAUAGUGCAUGUAAAGUUGUUGCAACUGCUAAAACUCCUCUACUAACUGCAGAGCAAUCUUAUGAUGGCAUUAUCAUAAUCCUACAGGAUCUAGUACUAUUGCAGAAGGUGUACGUGAAACAAUUUUAUUUCGAGAAAAGCGUUGGCAGCGGAGGACAAGGACAAGUACGACUUCAAAUACAUUUUGCGUGGUGGCUUAUACUAUUGGUUGACGCGAGCUCAAGCUUCGGAUGAUUAAGCAUCAUUUGGGGUAGCAUAUACAGUCCUACACCCAAUCCUAAAGUCAAAGAAGUUUUUAGCAGUCGACUUCGUCGGAAAGGGUUACACACACUUGCCUUACGGCAGAGGCGUAAGCGAAAACGCUAUAAAGUCAAACAAAGGUGUUCCUAAGAAAAUAAUGCCUUUAUACAUACCUGUUAAACGUAACAUUACUAUUUCUAAGUCGUUUAAAUGCGGCAAUUGUUAUUCGUAUUGGUGUAUUCGCAUUGCAGACUUCGGACAAGUGCAAGAGAUGUACAGCUGAUAUUGCGUUGUUAAUGGAUUGUGACUUCGAUAUCGAUUUUGAUAUCUGUAAGAAUAUACACCACAGACAAUCGAAACAAAUACCAAAUAUCUUUAUAUAUUAAUAGGAACAAUAUCUAACUUCCUAAUAUAUAUUAUUUAUGCAAACUGACUCUACCAACGCUCAGUCCAAUCAGUAAAAACUAAAAUUUGCGAUUCAUACGAUUGCAUUGUGUAAAAGACGUUAUUUCCCGUACCGCAAAAUUGCAAAAUAUUUUGCGUCCUGCACACGCGUUCAAGGAAUUUCAAGAAAGUAAGUCAAACUAUCCCGAUUCGCAUCAUGCCUGCUGCAAGUAGCGCAGCCGCCGCCGUUAUAAUUGAACGUGUAGAUGGUUCAUGUGUGCAUGCAGAUCGUAACACAAGUCUUUACCCGGAGCUCUUGCCAAUGAAGCCAAUUUUCGAUAGCACCGACGUACAAACUACAACGAAUGUAAAAAACGAAGUCUGCGCUUCAUAUUCCUUGCAAUGCCACAAAGAAUAAUCUUAUAAAACUCAACUGGUGGAAUUCAACCGUAGCACAACCGAAUUCAGCAACUUCGUCGACCAUAAUAUCAAAAGGUCCCUGUAUAGCAACUAAUCUUCCACCUACAAAGGAUAAUAACAAUACUACUACAGAACAAAGCAGUUUUAAUACACCUACACCCGAGCACCUGCAUCAUCGUCGUGGUUCAAAUGCAAGGGAUCAGAUGUGGAAGCCACCUAUUACGUCAGCUGAUGUUAGUAUGUCGCUUGAUCUCGAUGAAACUUUCGAUCUUCAAGAAUCACAAUUACUUGUGAAGGAACCGAAACCAUACAUGGCAGUCCUUAACCAGGAUCAACAAGAUCAAAUGAAAAUCACUGGCUAUCGUCGAUCACAUUUGCGGUUGAUUUUAUGUUGGAUAUGCAUUUGCCUAACUGGUGGAUUAUUGCGUCUAGUAUUACAUUGGUGGCGGCAUUGGUAUUUGAUAGCCACAUGUCAACCAUGUCCUUUGGAAGAGGCCCAGCAAGUCCUGGUUGAAGAAGAUUAUCAAGGAAAGCACAAGCUUUACCACGUAAAGCCUGUCCAAAUUAUAACUAUUCAACAUUUAAAAAAUUUAUUUUACGAAAAAGUUCCUGAUGAAACCAUCGAUGAUAACAAGCUUCAACUCUCCGUUCAUUUCUCAUCAGCACAUUUCAAAAGCUGUCGAACGUUGAGAACGUUUCGUUGUAAACAAUUGGUUUAUGCAUGGGACAGUGGCAUUAGCAACUUUAAUAAAAUUAACGGACUAGAUGUGAACGUGCCUUGCUCUUACUUCCAUCAGCAACGUGGAUUAGCACUCCAUGAGCAACUAUCUCGUGGCAUUGUGUUUGGUGUCAAUGAGAUAACAGUACCCUUAAAAGACGUGAAAACACUAUUGUUUUUGGAGGUUCUGAACCCGUUUUAUGUAUUUCAAAUAUUUUCUGUGAUCCUAUGGUUCACCUAUGAUUAUUAUUAUUAUGCUUGUGUCAUCAUGCUGAUGUCGAUAUUUGGCAUUACCAUGUCAAUCAUUCAAACAAAGAAGAAUCAAAAUGUAUUACAUAAGACUGUGUUGAAUACAGGUCAUGCAUUAGUUGUAAAUGCCAAAGGAGUGUCCAGAGAAGUGUUAACAUCAUCUCUGGUACCCGGUGACAUUAUUGAAAUACCAACAUCAGGUUGUACAUUGCAAUGUGAUGCUGUCCUACUGUCUGGUAACUGCAUCAUGGACGAAUCAAUGCUGACGGGAGAGAGUGUGCCGGUGACUAAAACACCUCUGCCAAUGAAGCGUGAUGUCAUCUUUGACAAAGAACAUGUGAGGCACACUUUGUUUUGCGGUACUAAGGUCAUUCAGACACGUUAUAUUGGCUCGAAAAUAUUGGCUUUUGUCAUAAAUACGGGUAAUGUAACUGCGAAAGGAGGCCUAAUACGAUCGAUAUUAUAUCCACCGCCCGUUGAUUACAAGUUCGAGCAAGACUCAUACAAAUUUAUUCAGUGUUUAGCUCUGAUCGCUUUCGUUGGCUUUAUAUACACGCUGGUUACAAAAAUAUUACGUGGUACCGAUGCGACAAAACUAAUUGUGGAAUCAUUGGAUUUAAUAACGAUUGUUGCCCCAGCAUUGCCAGCUGCAAUGACUGUUGGACGAUUUUAUGCGCAAAAACGAUUAAAACAUAAUAACAUUUAUUGUAUAUCGCCUCGUUCUAUAAAUGUCGCUGGUAGUAUUGAUUGUUGCUGCUUUGAUAAGACUGGAACUUUGACGGAGGAUGGCAUGGAUAUGUGGGGUGUUGUUCCAAAAUCAUCGACAAAUCAAUUUCAAAUACCUUUAAAGGAUAUCAGUCGAUUGCCCUACGAUCAUUUAUUUGGCAUGGUGACGUGCCACUCGAUUACUGUUAUGAAUGGUACUAUGAUGGGUGAUCCUUUAGAUCUGAAGAUGUUUGAGUCAACCGGCUGGAUUCUAGAAGAUUUUAAUAAUAUACCAGAAAAUGAAAAAUAUGGCCUCAUUUAUCCCACAAUACUACGCCAGCCGAAUCGUGCCAAUUUAGGGACUGAAUCAAAAGCAGCGCCUGCACCAGUUAUUCGACAAUCAUCAGUAGACGAUCUACUAGCUAAUGUUGGCCUAUCCCAGUCGGAGAUGCAUUUUGAUCAUGGGAUUGUUCGUGAGUUUCCAUUCGCAUCGAAUUUGCAACGAAUGGCUGUAAUCACGCGUUGUUUAAGCGCUCGAGGAUUCAAUGUAUACUGCAAGGGAUCACCUGAGAUGAUACAACAAUUAUGCCUGCCCCACACUUUGCCCGAUGAUUAUACACAACAGCUCUCGAUGUUUGCCAAGCAAGGAUUCCGCAUUAUCGCUUUGGGUUUUAAAGCACUAACCAAAAUAAACUACACAAAAGUGCAGCGGCUGUCGCGCGAUGAUGUUGAACAUAAUUUAGAGUUUCUUGGUUUUGUGAUAAUGGAAAAUCGGUUGAAGGCCGACACCACGGCUGUAAUUAAUUCACUAAAUUUGGCAAACAUUCGCACGAUCAUGAUCACUGGUGAUAAUAUACUGACAGCGAUGAGCGUAGCUCGAGAUUGUGGUAUUGUGAGUUCAUCACAAGCAGUGGUUACGGUGCAUGCGGUGCCAUCGUCGUCACCUUCGGACAAGAUUGAUUCUAAUCAUCAACAUCAACAUACUCAAUAUCAACUACAGUAUACUCUCGAGCUUGGCAGUGAAACAAUAUCCAUGGCCGCACCCACUCUAAACGGUAAUAAAACAUGCUUGGGAGCUGGAGCUGCAUUUGUUCAGCAUAUUGGGCUAUCGCAGUCAAACAACUCUUUGAUGAACAGCUGCGAUUCAAGUUGUACAACGAGCGUACUACCUAACAGCAACAGCUUAACUAGUAAAACUGUUGAUACAUGGACUCACAAUGAUGACAAUGUGGAUGUAGAAAUUGGUGUGACAAGCAGUCAAUCAAUUAACCAGCAACAUGACUGUUGGCGACAAAAUUACACAUUUGCAAUGGAUGGUAAUACCUGGCAAAUCGUGCAUGAUCGUUUUCCCAGUCAAAUGGCGAACAUUUUAACGCGUGGCGCAAUUUAUGCACGCAUGUCCCAACAAAAGCAAGCUCUCAUUGUGGAAUUGCAAAAUUUGGACUAUUACGUCGCCAUGUGCGGAGAUGGUGCCAACGAUUGUGGUGCACUUAAGGUCGCACACACUGGUAUAUCGCUUAGCGAAACGGAAUCUUCAAUCGCUUCACCGUUCACAUCACGAAAGCCAACCAUUGCUGCUGUACCGAUGGUAAUUAAGGAAGGGCGUGCCGCGUUAGUGACAUCAUUUGGCAUAUUUAAGUAUAUGGCUGCCUAUUCGCUGGUUCAAUUUAUAUCGGUCAUGAUAUUGUACUCCAUCAACUCGAACCUCACGGAUAAACAGUAUUUAUACAUCGACCUAGGACUCAUCUCGGUAUUUGCAUUCUUCUUUGGCAAAACCGAGGCUUACGCUGGCCAACUAGUUAGUCAGGUGCCUCUCAGUUCAUUGAUAUCAGCGACGCCUUUGGCCUCGCUCCUCUUGCAUCUGGCUGCUGUGAUUGUCUUCCAGGUAGCGGGUUGGUUGCAGCUACACCAGCAGACCUGGUUUCGACCAUUCGAGCAAACAGCAGAUAAUGAACAUUUAGGCUGCUAUGAAAACUAUACGAUGUUUGCCAUAUCCAGUUUCCAGUAUGUUAUACUUGCUUUUGUCUUCUCAAAGGGUGCUCCAUAUCGUAAACCCAUCUGGUCCAAUUGGCCCUUAUGCCUGACCAUGGCGAUCAACUUGGCCAUCAUCAUAUAUCUAGUUGUGUACCCCAGUGAAUGGAUAUCGCAAUUUUUCCAACUAGUCGUUCCGCCCGAGCUAUCAUUUCGCCUAGUUAUGCUGUCGUAUGGCGUGGCUGCAUUUAUUACCCACGUUCUAAUUGAAACAUUUAUAAUCGAAUAUUGGCUAUUUCAACAUUGUCAAGUGCAACGAGACAAAAACCCUUGCACAUCCACUCGUAAAUAUAUGCAAUUGCAAUACGACAUGCAAUCAUUUGAUAAAUGGCCACCCAUAACGGAUGCCUUUGGUGUACAUGAUUCAACUUCAAGUGGUCCACCAACAACAGAAAUGCAGCAACCAACAUAUGUAAAUUUAAGUGCUGAACAGCAUCCAGAUGCCGUACAAUAUGGCAUCUUUCCCGGGUUUUUGAAAACGUAACCACUCAAAAUGCAGUCAAUGAUUAGCAUUUCCAUUGCGUUGCAUUAAUAUAUAGAAUCUUUCUCUUAUCUUUCUCCGUGGCAAGCUGAGACGCAGAGAAAAUUUGAUAUAUGAUUUAUAUAGAUAAAUCUUUGUAAUUGUAAUAUAUUUUUAAUUUAAUAUGUAAUGAUAUUUAAAUAAUAGUAUUUAAUAUGUCUGUUAUUCAUAAUACUAUAAGUGAGAAUUGUAAAUACUAAAAAGUGUAUUUCUCUGGUUAGGAGGACGUGUAUAAGUAGGCACAACAACCAAAUCCAUUUUGAUUAACUUUAGUACUUGUAAGCUGAAAAAAUAAAAU
Drosophila sulfurigaster albostrigata is the source of this 6193-nucleotide messenger RNA. RefSeq names its product polyamine-transporting ATPase 13A3 (gene anne). Lineage: Eukaryota; Metazoa; Arthropoda; Insecta; Diptera; Drosophilidae. Gene Ontology annotation, biological process: intracellular calcium ion homeostasis; polyamine transmembrane transport. The record is from RefSeq and is a predicted model, not a curated record. Gene Ontology annotation, molecular function: P-type ion transporter activity; polyamine transmembrane transporter activity; ATP binding. Gene Ontology annotation, cellular component: membrane.